AUGAUCACUAGAUCUCGACGGAGCAACCGCAACGAAGAGUUUUUGAUCCUGUCCAACGCAGAACUUGCAAGAGCAGAACGAGCAAACAGACAACGAAGGCCGAAUCCAGCCGACAUGGGCGAUAACGGCAACCCGAACAUGGCUGCUCAGUUGCAGCAGCUUCAGCAGCAGAUCGAGCAGAUGCGGAAGGCUCAACAAGAUCGAGAACAUCAACCUUGUCCUGCUAUUGGAGACAAGGACAAUCCGCACACUUUCUAUCAAAACCGGUCUGCGAUUGUCCCUCCAAACGUGCAGAGGCAAGACUUCGAGAUCAAGCCCGGCAUGAUCGCUCUAGUCAAGGAUCACAUCUUCCAUGGACUUCCUGCUGAGAUCCCUGCGGACCAUAUCCAGAACUUUGAGGAGAUAUGCAGCACGACUGGUUCGAAUGGAGUACCGGCUGACUUUCUGAAGUGCAAGCUAUUCCCGUUCUCACUUGCCAACAAAGCAUCUCGCUGGCUGAAGUCACUACCACCUGGUUCUUUGACUUCAUGGGACCAAGUUAGAGCAGCUUUCCUGGACCACUUCUACACGAAGUCCAAGAAUGCAGCUCUAAGGACGAAGAUCGCAUCUUUCCAGCAGUAUGAUGGAGAAGCUUUCUGUGAAGCAUGGGAGAGAUACAAGGAGUGCCGAAGAGAGUGUCCUCAUCACGGAUACUCUGACGAGCAGAUACUGAGCAUCUUCUACGAUGGAGUCAACUGGGACUACAGGAAUGCUUUGAACGCAGCCAGUAAUGGCGAUUUCAUGACGAAGUCCAAGGAAGGUGCAUUCCAGCUGAUCGAGAAUCUUGCAGCGAGCUCGAGCAACAAGAACGCUGAGUAUGACAGGACAGUGAGCACUGUAUCUGUCAAAGGAAGCACCGCUGACGCGAAGAGGAUUGAGGAGCUCACUGCGAAGGUGAACCUAUUGAUGAAGGCGCAGCAGAAGUCCGUUCAUUUCGUUGACGAAAACGACGAUGCACCUAUCUCCCAAGAGUUUGGAGGAGAUGAGGACGAUGAUGAUCAGAUGGAGAUCAGAUGCCUCUAG
Molecule: messenger RNA, 1062 nt
Organism: Microthlaspi erraticum
Lineage: Eukaryota; Viridiplantae; Streptophyta; Magnoliopsida; Brassicales; Brassicaceae
Source: the annotation of a GenBank genome assembly